Homarus americanus (American lobster) is the source of this 1935-nucleotide messenger RNA. RefSeq names its product lethal(2)neighbour of Tid protein-like (gene Alg3). The transcript has 9 exons. Bases 313 to 1614 code for a protein of 433 amino acids. Gene Ontology annotation, molecular function: dol-P-Man:Man(5)GlcNAc(2)-PP-Dol alpha-1,3-mannosyltransferase activity. Lineage: Eukaryota; Metazoa; Arthropoda; Malacostraca; Decapoda; Nephropidae. The record is from RefSeq and is a predicted model, not a curated record. Gene Ontology annotation, cellular component: endoplasmic reticulum.
UUGACGUUACUCGAGGACCCCACUCCCCAUCCAUAACUAGCAGUUUAAAAACAAUAACGUGAAGAAAACUAGUUUCUUAACUCAAGAAUAUCCAAAACCAGAUGAAGGAACUCCAACUUUCGUAAACUUUGUAUUGGUGGUAUUUCCUGGAUACAAUUUUGAGUAAUAAGUUUUGACACCUGAGAAAGCCAUAUUUGUGCUUCAACUGUUGACAAUGGCAUCCCAGCGACUUACCGAAUGCUUCCCCUUCAGCCUGCCAAACCUAAUAAAAUAAUAUACUGUACAGUACUUCCAUCCUAGGAAGAUUUCAACAUGCCGCCAUCAGAAAAGAAUAAAAAGAAGAAACGUCCAUCAUUUUUGGAGAAAAUGAAUCAUCUGAGACAAGAAUACUUCAGGAAAGACUUCAUUAUUGGCCUUAUUGUAGAACCAAAAUACUUUUGGCUAUCAGCUAUUGUGUUCCUGGUGGCAGAGAUAGUUGUCAACAUUAUGAUUAUCCACAAUGUGAAAUAUACAGAGAUAGAUUGGAUAGCAUAUAUGCAGGAGGUGGAGGGAGUGGUGAACGGCACGACGGACUACACUAAGCUACGGGGAGACACAGGACCCCUUGUUUACCCAGCUGGUUUUGUGUACAUGUUCUUGGGGUUAUAUCACCUGACUAGCAGAGGCACCAAUAUCCGCCUUGCACAGUACAUUUUUGCUGCCUUCUAUAUCAUCACUUUGAUGCUGGUCUUCAGAAUAUUUCACAAGAGCAGAAAGCUCCCACCAUAUAUUCUGAUAUUUUUGUGCUGCACCUCUUACCGGGUCCACUCCAUUUUUGUGCUGCGCUUGUUUAAUGACCCGGUGGCUAUGAUGUUUUUCUAUGCUGCUAUGAACUUCUUUAUAGACAACCAUUGGUCUCUGGGAAGCCUCUUUUACAGUUUAGCAGUGUCUAUUAAGAUGAACAUCUUACUUUUUGCCCCAGCCCUCUUGUUGGCUUACUUCCAUUGCCUUGGUAUAAAGGAUACCAUCAAGCAGCUCAUUAUCUGUGCAGGAACUCAGUUGGUGUUAGGGGCACCUUUCCUCAUAAAAAAUCCAAUAGGAUACUUAAAAAUGUCUUUUGACAUUGGCCGUGUAUUCCUCUUUGAAUGGACGGUCAACUGGAGAUUCUUAUCUGAGGAAACAUUUGUAAAUCCCUGGUUCCACUUACUCCUGUUAGCUGUACAUGUGGCUCUUCUCGUCGUCUUUGCAUUCACCCACUGGAACAGGUACUUGGCCAGCUAUGCCACACUACAGAAUAUUGGCAUAGACUCAGAAAUGGGGUGCCAGCUCUUCAUACUACCACUGUUCGUGAGCAACUUGAUAGGGAUUGCAGCAAGUCGCUCCCUUCACUACCAGUUUUAUAUCUGGUACUUCCACACCCUCCCAUACAUGUUGUGGACUACACGUUUCAGUGUGACUUUUAGGCUUUUGAUACUUGGUGUUACUGAGUUGUGUUGGAACACUUACCCUUCCACUUGGUGGAGCUCUGCACUGCUCCACUGCUGUCACCUCACCGUCCUGGCUGGCAUCUACCACAACCGUCCUACAGAUAAGCGCACAGAGAAACUUAAGAGAGCACUUGAGAAGACCAAUUAAUAAAGUUGUUGGUGCACAUUUUGCUUCAUUAAUCUUCUUGAACUAAAAUUUUACCUGUUGAUUAUUUGAAAUACAUUAUUCAAGAUUUAAAUUUACUUUAAUUAUGAAAUAUUGAUGAGUUAUGACUGUACUCUGUUACAGUGUUUGGCUUUUAUGAAAACAUUCUUUUAAGUCUAUCUCUCAGUCCAUCCAUUAGAUUUGCCUAAGUAAAAUACAGGUAAGUGCACUUAUUUGAACAUUUUAGCACAGUACAGUAUUGGCAAUGAGUAAAUAAUUUCCAGGGUGUUUGUUGAUGCUUUUUUUUUUUUUUUUUUAAGUUGG